Stegostoma tigrinum is the source of this 6079-nucleotide messenger RNA. It is a transcript of the gene mbnl2, whose product is annotated as muscleblind-like splicing regulator 2. The record is from RefSeq and is a predicted model, not a curated record. Bases 1202 to 2392 code for a protein of 396 amino acids. The transcript is spliced from 9 exons. NCBI's taxonomy places the organism in Eukaryota, Metazoa, Chordata, Chondrichthyes, Orectolobiformes, Stegostomatidae. Gene Ontology annotation, molecular function: metal ion binding.
AAUCCACCCCGGCACAGAGGCGGGGGAUUAAAUGUACAUGAGCGUUCAAAGUGUAGGGACUAAUGUCAAACCGAAGCAGGUAGUAAGCAUCAAAAGCAUAUUAUAAUCUUCGAUUAGUUGAAAUAUGAGAAUCUCGGAGCGGAUUUGAGUCACCUCCCAUUCUCUGUCUCUAAGAAGGUGUUUGGAUACCCCUUGCCGCAGACCUGAGAGUUGGUCUGGUCUUCGGGGUUAUCAAUCACUCCCGGCGGGAGCCGUUUAGCUGCAGUUGGGCGUCUGUCGGCGGUGACUUCACACUUAAACACUUAUCUGAAACAGCAAAUCCUUUUUUUCACCUUCUUCCCCGAUGCCGCUUUAAUGCACAUACAUAUCUUAAAGAAUGUUGGUGAAAUUGUCUUCUGCCUCAGUUUAGAGCACAGAUUACAGUUUUCUCCUUACUCGAGUUUCCAGGACUGUGAAAAGGUUUUCUCUUCUUUCAAAAAAAAGUACUAAGUAUCCAUUUAUGAACUGGAGAGUUUACCUGUGGGAGCGAUGUCGCGGUCCUUGAUAAAAAGUGCCUUUUCUGGAGUCUGUGUUACUUGGAUCUGCUUUUAGGUCUGUCUGCUCUGCUGAGAUUUGUUUGCUGCCAAUUAAAUAAAUGUCUGGCCUACCGUGCAACUGAAGACGGAAAACGCCUCUGCUGCAUCUUCAGCUGCUUGUCUCCUUUUCAACUGUCCGUAACAUCAAAACUGGAGCGAACUGAUACACGAGGAGCUAAACCAACAUACAAAGAGCGGAGUGCACUGACGACAGUAAAAUCACUAACUGGUAGAGACUUGAGAAUGAUUAGUAUUAAUCAUUUUGCAUCAAAAUAACUUUUUAAUAAAAGCAACAAAGUGCUGCAUUGGCAAACGUAAAAUAUAAAACAGCCAGACGUGCCGCCAACAAGAAGAGGUGAAAAUCCUGUGUCGGAAGGCCGCAAGUCCCAGUCGGUGACCGAUCAUUUGCUGACUAAUUGUCUGUUUUAAUGUUGACUAGCAGCCAGAAAAGCAACUCCAGCAGCAUUUUAUGAAGUAAUCUGCUUUUAUGAUCAUUAAAAAUCAUUCGUAUAUUUUAAGGAAAGAGAGCUAUAUUUUUGAUUUUAUUUCUAAUAACUGCUGCCUUCUUUACCUAAGAAUCCUGAUAUUGAGCUGUUCUGAACCACGUUUCACUUCAACGAUUUAUUAUGGCUGUAAAUGUUACUCCAGUACGUGAUACAAAAUGGCUGACAUUAGAAGUGUGCAGACAGUUUCAGAGAGGGACAUGUUCACGUUCAGACCAGGAAUGCAAGUUUGCACACCCACCAAAAAGCUGUCAGGUUGAAAAUGGGCGAGUUAUUGCAUGCUUUGAUUCCCUUAAGGGCCGUUGCACAAGAGAAAACUGCAAGUAUCUUCAUCCACCAAUGCAUUUAAAAACACAGUUAGAAAUUAAUGGCCGGAACAAUCUCAUACAACAGAAAACAACUGCAGCCAUGCUGGCACAACAGAUGCAGUUUAUGAUGCCAGGUGCUCAAAUUCAACCAGUUCCCACAUUUCCAGUGAAUCCUGGCACGGGAGUAAAUCAUCAUCCUUUUAGUUUUAGCCCUUUUCUGGCACCUGUGCCUCACAGUGUCGGAUUAGUUCCAACAGAAGUUCUCUCUAGUGCCCCUGUACUUGUCCCUGGAAGCCCACCUAUUUCAGUUGCUGGAUCAGGAAAUAUGCCGAAGCACAUGAGGACAGAUCGAUUAGAGGUGUGCAGAGAGUUUCAGCGAGGGAAUUGCACACGGGGUGAGACCGACUGCCGUUUUGCUCACCCUGCAGAUAGCACAAUGGUGGACACCAAUGACAACACUGUAACUGUCUGUAUGGAUUAUAUCAAAGGUCGUUGCUCAAGAGAGAAGUGUAAAUACUUCCAUCCUCCUGCGCAUUUACAAGCCAAAAUUAAGGCUGCUCAGCACCAGGCCAACCAGGCUGUGGCAGUGGCUCAGGCAGCUGCUGCAGCAGCGACAGCAAUGACUCAGUCGGCUGCCAAAUCUGUGAAACGACCCCUCGAGGCAACCUUUGACCUGGCCUUUCCACCUGGUGUCCUUCACCAUUUACCAAAGAGACCAGCCCUUGAAAAGAGCAAUGGCACCAGCACAAUCUUUAAUCCUAGUGUUUUGCACUACCAACAGGCUCUAGCCAAUGCACAAAUGCAGCAACCAACAUUUUUUCCAACAGGGUCGGUGUUUUGCAUGACUCCUCCAGCUACAACUGUUGGUCAUACUGAAAUAGUGAACCAGAAGCAGCUGAAUGCUCAAGACAUCUCUAUGGAAACUCAUGAACAGGCUUAUUGUAAAUACUACCCUCUUCCCUCCCCACCUGCAUCUAUAUUAGGCUUACCACAGCCAGCAUGCUAACCAAAUUGAGAAAAUCUAUUUAGAUUAAGCAAGAAUACAAAAUCAUGACAGGAAAUGCAUCAUAAAUUUAUGGAUGUAGAUGUGUUCAGACACAUUAAUAUUCAUAUAUACUGUAAAUAACCCUAGCACUAUAACAAAUGUUACAAUCAAAGAAAAUAGUAUAUCUGCUUUCUGAUGUCUCAUUUUGUGGAGAUGUUUCACCAUUACAUUCUAUAAAGAGUGUGAUAUGGUUAUAUUGUUAAUCUGUUAUGAGAUCAUUGUAUACAAAAAAGACAGCACCUGCAUGGUUGGAAGAAUCCUCACACAUUAGAGACAAUAAUGCCCCGUAAAAAAUGGAUUCCAUUUUGAAAAUUAGUGUACAAAAUGAGUUUCUAAUUUUUCAGUAGCAACCUAAUCAAAUCAGUGGGGAAAAAAAUGAUUGAGCGAUCAACACUUUUUUUAAACAGAACAAACAUGAGCAGUGACUUUUAAUAAACAACAAUAAUAUUUCUAAGUGAACACAAUGGGUGUAAACUUCAUAUUAAUCUGAAACAUUGCACAGACGUAAUUUGACUUAUCAAGGUUUGUUGUCUUUGGAUUGUUUAUGCCUUUGUUGCCCGACAAGCAAAACAGAAAGGAUUUCCUUCUUCCCAACGUAAUGCAGUAAGGUUGAAUUGUUUAUUUCUACAUUGGCAUCAGAAGAUGGAGGAUCCUUUAGUUUGUAAAGGCAACUUAUUUCCAAGUAUGAUGAAUUACAUCUAACUCUGAAAUCAAGUUCUUGACACUGAUCGUUAUGAAAGAGAAUUAGAAAUGUGGAACUGCAGAGAAUGUAGCUUGCUACAAAGUCAGACAAGAUUACUUGCGGAUACAAAGUUUGUCUGUUUUACUGCAGCUACAGUUCUGCUUGCUCAAGGUGUCCACUGUGUUAAAAAGAUUCUUCUGACUCUGAAAGGUGCACCAUAUUAUAAAUUCAUUUAUAAUCCAGAACAUGAUAUAUGUAACAGUGCCUAAAAAAAAGAGGGACAAUUAUUCACGAUUAUGUGCGAAGUGUAAGUUGUACCAAAACACUGUUUUGUGUGUUUUCUCAUGUUAGUAAAGCAGACAAUUUAGCUGGCAAAAUUUGAUGAAAAUCUAGGUGGAGUAUAUGAUGAGAGGAAAAAUUAACUUUUUUAAAAAGAAAUAUUCUUUUUGUAACAAAAAGGCUCUUCCCAAAUAAAAUUGCACCCUAAUUUCACUAUUGACGUUUUACCGGCGACAGUGCAAAGGUGGGGGCUGGUAAUUUUAUUUUUUCUUUAAGCCAAAUUAUAUCCUAAGACUGUAAAUCUUACCAAAAUUAUUGUCUUUGUUUUACAAGUCACAGUAAUCCAAUAGUGACUCUAAUAUAAAGUUUAGAAGAGACAUCAGAUACAACAGAGCAAAAUUAGUCUGUAAUGUCUAAAAAUUAAAUGCAGAAAAUACACAACGACUGUAGUAUAUGUUUGAAUUCUGUCAUUAAGUUUAUUUUAGUGCCAGUACAGCAAUCACCACAAUAAAGUCAGCAUGCAGCAGAUACAAAAAUAAAAAUAAGAGCUUUUUUAUAUUUUUAAUUCUACCUUAUAUUUAAAGAAUUAUUGUUUCAAGACUUAGUAAACAUUUUAGCUAGAUCCAUCCAGCGUAAUGAUUAGAGAUUAAUAGCUUGAUCAAAAUCCUUACUGUGUUGAAAGUAUAUACCAUUUUCAUAAUAGCUUUAUCUUUUUAUAAUAUUGGUUUUCUGAUAGGUAUGUUUAUGAUUUUGUAAUAGAACUGGUCCUAAAGAUAAUGUGUAGUCUUGUUUUUCUUCCAUUGUUAAACUUUUCUCUUAUUGAGGGUUAGUAGUCAGUUUUUAAUCCUAUACUUAUAUAGACAUGGAGUUCAAUUAAUACAAGUCAACUGAAAUUAUGGUAAUACAGUGAUAAGAUACACCAUUAACAUAUCGGAAAUUAUAUCACAAUGAGACUUUCAAACGCCAACACACAUGCCCAUUGUGAUUAGUUCGAUAGCUGUUACGUCAUAAUAAAUUUCUUGGGUGUGUGUUUAUUUUUGAAGCUCUGUUUCUGUUUUCCAAGCAUACUUAUUCAACAAUAUUAUGUUUUAUCUAUAAUGCAGCAGCACAGUACUUUUCAUCAAAGUUAUGAUGUAAUAGCAAUAAUUUCUGCUAUGAAAUAGUGUACUUGGCUUAAAAGUUUGUUGCACUAUAGUGAAAAUGGCUCACUUUUUGGCCACAGCACUUAUCCAGCGCACUUAGUUUUUUGUAAGGCUUCAUAAUCCAUCUCAUAACAAAUUUUAUUGUCUAAUUAGAAUUUUACAUUGUAUAAGUUGAACUUAAUUUGAAAUGAUUGUAUGUCACAAUAAAAGCAUGAACUUUGAAUAACAUUAUAGUUUUUUUUGGUUUUAAGAAUAGAUGAAUUUGUAUGUUUUUACAUCAGUUUUCCAACUGACAACAUGGGCCAUUUGACCUGCAGACAUUGGCUUUGUGACAUCUGUGUACUGUCGGAUGGUAAAAUAUUGAUACUGUUUGAAUAUUUUCAAAAAGGUGCAUCCAAGGAACAUUUUGCUUUAGUGUUCUCAAAACCAAAAGGGUUUGUUGUUUCUGAAGUGUUAUGACUGUCUCAGUUAGCAUGCAGCUAAAAUAUUUGAUCCUGGUGAUGUACAAAUAUGGAUAACAUAUCUUGUUGCACUUAUGUACAUAGUAAAUAUGUAAUAAAGCUGUCUUUAUAUUGUAAAAUGAGCAGCAGAGGUUUUUAAAUAAAAACUAAAUACUCUGUUCAAAGCGUUCUCAUGAGAGAGGCAGUUGUGUGUGAAUUGUAACUGUUUACUGAAAUAUAAUAUAUUUCCUAUUGGAAUACUUAGCAGUUAACACUUAAACUGUAUUUUUAAAAGCUAUAUAUGAAAAUUGUAUGCUGCAAUUUCUGUUCAGAAAUGAACUCUCAAGCCUCCAUUGGGGUGUACUAACAAUAUUUAAUCUCUCAUGCUUGUAGCUUUGAGCAAAAAUAAAAUAUUCAAACCAUAUCAUAAAAGCUUGACAGUCAAACAGCAUCCCUCCCUGGAACAGAACAUUUUAGCCAAACUAAAAGCAAUUUGUGUCCCCUUUUAACUCUACCUUAUUUGCAACUUACUGGAUUGUAAUAUCAAAAAUUAUCUAAUGCCACACUAAAGAUUCAUGGAUGUUUGUAAUCAAUAUUAUGUAAUUUCUCUGUUUAUUUCACUGAUCAUAAAAUGAUCCAUAGUGUGUUAGGUUGGAAAUAAUCACUUAAGCUCUUUUGGCAAAUGCCUGGCAAGUGUUCAGAUCAGUACUUCACAAAACCAAUUUGAACUGUACUUGUGACUCCAGCCAAAUAACUUCUCUCGCCGUGAUGUUUGAAUCUUAGCAGUUGAAGAAUGUAAUAGCUGCACACUCACAGGCUGCAGUCUGCGAGCACACAGGCAUAUAUGGAGCACAGUGAUAAUUGUGCCACAGGCUUUAGUAAUCUGUCACUUUGCAAUGAAAUUAUUUGUCUGUAUACAACUUGUCCAUUUCUCGGAUGUACCAGACUGACUGACUGACUUUUCACUGUAAUACUGCCAGAUUAUCCUGUUUAUGCUUCAGUUAUGUCAUAUAUUGAAUGAGAUUCACUGUUAUGUUUUUGAAAAUACAUCUAUUUGUUUUAUGACCAUUGAGGGGAAAAUAAAGAAUUAUUUGGGGAAAAAAAA